Molecule: messenger RNA, 4557 nt
Organism: Leptinotarsa decemlineata (Colorado potato beetle)
Lineage: Eukaryota; Metazoa; Arthropoda; Insecta; Coleoptera; Chrysomelidae
Gene: CPSF1
Product: cleavage and polyadenylation specificity factor subunit 1
Cellular component (GO): nucleus
Molecular function (GO): protein binding; nucleic acid binding
Source: RefSeq, a predicted model, not a curated record
UAAGGAAGAAGUUUUCUUUAAAGGGUUAUGUUAUGUUUUCCGCUGUUUGUUAUGGUCUCCGAAUUUUGAAGAAGCUAGGAUAAUAGUUAUUAUUAUAAAUGUCAAUAACUAUAUUGAAAACGUCUACCUCCUGAAAGUGAGAAACAGCCAUGUUUUCCAUCUGCAAACAAAGUCAUCCUGCUACAGGGAUCGAACAUGCAAUAUCAUGUUACUUCUUCAACAAAGUUGAAAAAUGUUUAAUAACAUCUGGGGCUAAUAUUUUGAAGGUAUUCAGACUAAUUCCUGAUGUGGAUCAUAAAUCAAGAGCAGAGCGAUACUCUGAAUUCUAUCCACCCAAAUCCAAACUGGAAUGUGUGGCCCAAUAUACACUCUUUGGAAACAUUAUGUCCAUACAGAGUGUAAGUUUGACUAACUCACAGAGAGAUGCCAUACUUCUUGCUUUCGCUGAUGCAAAGUUAUCAGUUGUCGAAUAUGACCCAGAGAAUCAUGAUCUUAGGACACUCAGUCUGCAUUAUUUUGAAGAAGAUGACAUGAAGGAUGGAUGGACACAUCACCAUCAUGUUCCGAUGGUUAGGACUGACCCUGAAAAUCGGUGUGCUGUGAUGACUGUAUUUGGUCGUAAGCUGGUAGUAUUGCCAUUUCGCCGAGAAAGCUCCAUCGACGAUAAUGAUGGUGAUAUAAAACCUAUGUCGGGUAGUUCAGGCAUAACCAAAGCACCAAUAUUAGCGUCAUAUAUGAUUUUGUUGAAGGACUUCAUCGACAAAAUUGAUAACAUAAUUGACAUACAGUUUUUGCAUGGUUAUUAUGAACCGACCCUACUCAUUUUGUAUGAACCAUUGAAAACUUUUUCGGGCCGUGUUGCUGUGCGAACUGACACCUGCGCCAUGGCUGCAAUCUCUUUGAAUUUGCAGCAGCGAGUUCAUCCGGUCAUUUGGAGUGUUGGCAACUUACCGUUUGACUGUGUGCGAGCAGUCCCGAUAAAGAAACCCAUUGGUGGAACUUUAAUCAUGUCGAUCAAUGCUCUCAUUUAUCUUAAUCAGAGCAUUCCUCCAUAUGGAGUAUCCCUGAACAGUAUUGCAGAAGCUUCAUCCAAUUUUCCUUUGAAACCACAGGAGGAUAUUAAAAUAACUUUGGACUGUGCUCAGGCAGGAUUUUUGGACGAGGAAACACUUGUUUUGUCACUCAAAGGAGGAGAGCUUUAUGUUUUAACGCUACUAGCUGACAGUAUGAGAUAUGUGAGAAAUUUUCACUUUGAAAAAGCUGCAGCAAGUGUCCUCACUACUUGUAUAUGCGUUUGCGAAAACAAUUUUCUCUUCUUGGGCUCAAGAUUGGGCAAUUCCCUCUUGUUGAGGUUCACUGAAAAAUCCAACGAGGUUAUCACGUUGGACGAUACUGACGAACCGAUGUCCAAAAGACCAAGAACAGACAAAGAAAACCCCCAAAUGUUAGAUUCUCUAAACGACUGCAUGGCUAGCGAUGUGCAAGAUAUCAGAGAUCCCGAAGAACUAGAGGUGUACGGUAAUCAGAGACAGACGGACAGUAUACAGAUCACGAGUUAUGUUUUCGAAGUGUGUGACAGCUUAUUGAACAUAGGCCCUUGCGGAAAUGUUUCGAUUGGGGAACCGGCAUUUCUCAGCGAGGAAUUUAAUAAUAACUUGGAUUUGGAUUUGGAACUGGUCACUACUGCGGGGUACGGCAAGAACGGCGCCCUUUGUGUCCUUCAGAAAACUGUUAGGCCGCAAAUUGUUACCACCUUCACCUUGCCAGGAUGCUCUAACAUGUGGACGGUUAGGAGCGGGGAAGAUCGACAUGCCUUCUUGAUUUUGAGCCAAGAAGACAACACAAUGAUCUUACAAACUGGACACGAAAUUAACGAGAUCGAUAACACUGGUUUCGCAACACACGGACCAACCGUCUAUGCAGGCAACCUGGGCAACACCAAAUACAUCGUUCAAGUUACUACUGUCGCUGUGAGAUUGCUACAAGGAGCCAAUCAAUUACAGCACGUACCCAUGGACCUGGGGUCUCCGAUAGUGCACGUGUCCAGUGCGGACCCAUAUAUAUCUCUGAUGACGACAGACGGACAGGUCAUCACACUCAUGUUGAGGGAAGCUCGUGGAACUGCCAAACUGGUCGUUAGUAAAUCUACUUUGGCCAAUAAUCCUCCCGUAUCUACCAUCUGCAUGUACAAAGACACGUCCGGUUUAUUCACUAGCAAAAUUCCCGAAGAGUUCACUCAGAUACCUCAGCAUAUAAUCAGCGAUUCGGAAAUUAAAUCGGAGAUGGAAAACGAAGACGACUUGCUGUAUGGUGAUACGGAUUUCAAAAUGCCGUCACUGAAUCCUCCUCCGCCGAAGCCCAAGGUGUAUUACAACUGGUGGAAGAAAUACAUGACUCCGAAUAGGCCGACGUAUUGGUUGUUUGUCGUUCGUGACAAUUCGAAUUUGGAAAUUUAUUCCAUUCCGGAUUUCAAACUCUGCUUUUACGUUAAUAACCUAUGUUUUGGAUAUAAGGUGUUGAUCGAUAGCAUGGAAUCCGUCACGGUGAAUCCUUCUCCUUCAGCCAGCGAAGUCCAAAUUCAGGAACAAAAUCAAGUCAAAGAAAUCCUAGUAGUUGGUUUGGGCAAUAACGGAUCGAGACCUGUUUUAAUAGUGAGAAUGGAACGUGACUUGUACAUUUACGAAGUAUUCAGAUUUUCUAGAGGUAAUCUCAAACUGAGGUUCAGAAAAUUCAAGCACAAUAUUAUUUAUUCGCCUAACUUGGAAGGAAGACUCGAUACGGAGAACUCAGAUUUCUUCGCUUUGCAGGAACGAAUCAUCAAGCUGAGAUAUUUUGAUAAUAUUUCCGGUUAUAACGGAGUGUUUAUAUGUGGCUCGAACCCCCAUUGGCUAUUCUUGACACCUCGUGGAGAGCUAAGAACGCAUCCCAUGGUUAUCGACGGUGAAGUAUUGAGUUUCUCGUCAUUUCACAACGUGAAUUGUCCUCAGGGAUUCCUGUACUUCAAUAAAAAAUCCGAAUUGAGAAUUGGAGUUUUACCGACACACUUGAGCUACGAUGCUCCUUGGCCAGUAAGAAAAGUACCAUUGAGGUGUACACCCCACUUCGUAUCGUAUCACUUGGAAUCAAAAACCUAUUGUUUGGUGACUAGUCUCUCAGAACCCUCCAACCAGUAUUACAAAUUCAACGGCGAGGAUAAAGAACUCUCCGUAGAAGACAAAGGCGACAGAUUUCCGUAUCCCCCGCAAGAGUUGUUCAGCUUGUGCUUGUUUUCUCCCGUCUCGUGGGACAUCAUUCCGAACACUAAAUUGGAUCUGGACGAAUGGGAACACGUCACUUGUCUGAAAAACGUUUCUUUGGCUUAUGAAGGAACACGAUCCGGUUUGAAGGGAUACAUCGCAGUAGGGACGAACUAUAACUAUGGGGAAGAUAUUACUUCAAGGGGAAGGAUUUUGAUAUAUGACAUCAUCGAAGUAGUUCCAGAACCAGGACAACCGCUGACUAAGAACAAAUUCAAAGAAAUUUAUGCCAAGGAUCAGAAAGGGCCCGUUACAGCUCUCUCGCAAGUCAAAGGGUUCCUUGUUUCUGCUGUGGGACAAAAGAUAUAUAUUUGGCAAUUAAAAGAUAAUGAUUUGAUUGGUGUAGCGUUUAUAGAUACCCAAGUCUACACUCACCAAAUCUUGACCAUCAAGAAUUUGUUGUUGAUAGCUGAUGUUUAUAAAUCGAUUUCUCUACUGCGGUUCCAAGAGGAAUGCCGAACUCUGUCACUAGUCUCAAGGAAUUUUCAGGCCAGUCAAUUGNACAGUAUAGAAUAUAUGAUCGAUAAUGCUACUUUGGGAUUUCUAGUAUCCGACAGAGAAAAAAAUUUAGUUCUGUACAUGUAUCAGCCAGAAGCCCGUGAAUCUCUGGGAGGACAGAGGCUGUUGAAAAAAGCAGAUUUCCACUUGGGACAGGGAGUCAACACGUUCUUCAAAAUCAAAUGCAAGCUCGGAGAACUCGGAGAAGAUAAGAAACAUUUCUCGGGGGCCGAUAGGAGAUUCAUUACCAUGUUCGCAACUCUUGAUGGUGGUUUGGGAUAUAUCAUGCCUGUUCCGGAGAAGACUUAUCGGCGACUGCUCAUGUUGCAAAAUGUUUUGGUGUCCCAGGGAGCCCAUAUUGCUGGACUGAAUCCUAAAGCUUUCAGGGCUUACAAAUGUUGGAGGAAAUGGCAGUACAAUCCGUCCAGGUGCGUAAUUGAUGGCGAUCUCGUUUGGAACUUUUUGCAUCUAUCCAUAACAGAAAAAAUAGAGGUGUCGAAGAAAAUCGGUACAAAAAUUGAGGAACUCACCGAUGAUCUUACCGACAUUCAAAAAUUAACGAACCACUUUUAGAUGUAGGGAGUGCAGUGACUUACGUUUUCUGUAGGAUUGCAUAAGAUGUAAUUGAACUGAUUUUUUUACAAGCUUAAUUAUUUCUGAAGUGAGGAAAAGAAGGAAGAAAUAGAAAACCACACCUUAUUGGAAAUACUGCCAAUAGGGUUUAUUUAUUUAUUGUGUUACAAUAAAUGUUUUUAAAAUGAAA